GUGCAGUAUUGAAAGAGACCCCCUCAAGGCCUAGCUGACACUGUUGUGUAGCUGGGAGAUUGGAGAAUUAAAGAGCAGUAGUGGUAUGUGUGUUAUUCUAGGGUAAAGAGCAAUCAAGAGUCAAAGGAGGUUAGUAAGAACCGGGCUUGGAAAUAUAAAUGAGAGUUUUCGUUAACUGAACCUAAAAAAAUAACAACAAUUAACUUUUUUGAGUUGGUUUGUUAAAAUGAAAUGGAGGCGCCAAGCCUGCUAUGGACGGAGAAAUAACGAUAGAACAUUUCUAUCUGAUCAAGGGCUGUGACACGAUUUGGUCAAGAGGAGGACUGUGGUAGCAGGAAACCCUGAGGAUCACCGAAGAGAAGGGAGGCAACUUUAAACCAUCUGGGCUACCUUGGUUAGCCGAAUAGUGACACAUUAAUUUGGGUGUAUGAAAAUCUGAUUUUUGGGAAAACGAGUAAAAGAAAAUCUGUCACCGGUGUGAGCAACCCCCCCACACAAGGUUUAAAACAACUUCUAAAAGCUGCUUAACAGCAGUACAACGACAGGGUAACAGGACUACUGGAGAGUCAAUGGUCUGUUUUACUGUGUGGACUUAGAAUACAAAUUGGUGACUCGUUUUAAAUUAAACCAACAAUGAUGGAUGAGUGUUACAACAACAUGGAAUACUUUUACCAGCAAGUCUUGCAAAAGGACGUGACCCGGCGGCUCCAGGUUGGCCAAGAGCUAAUCGACUACCUCAAUGACCCGCAAAGGUCUUCUGAUGUGGAGCAGGACCGACCACAACUGGAUGCGACCAUAGAUGAGUUAGCGGGCUGGGUAAACUCCAGCAAUUUUAAGGUGACGUUACUCGGGAUAGAUCUUGUAAGUGCAUUUGUAGACCGGCUAUCGGAUCACUUUAAAGGCAACGUAGGAGCUGUUCUUCCAGCACUGAUUGACAGACUGGGCGAUGCCAAAGACCAAGUUCGAGAGCAGUCACAAAAUCUCAUUCUCAAGCUGAUGGACCAGGCUGCUCCACCAAUGUAUGUCUGGGAUCGUUUAUGUACUGGCUUUAAACACAAGAACUUUCGGUGUCGAGAAGGAGUGUGCCUUUGUCUCAUUGCAUCCAUAAAUAUGUAUGGAGCUAAACCGUUAACGUUAAACAAGCUAAUGCCAUUCCUGUGCACCUUGUUGGGAGAUUCAAAUAAUCAAGUUAGAGAGACGGCAAUAAUGGCAGUAUUGGACAUUUACCGACAUGUAGGGGAGAAAGUGAGAAUCGAUCUGAGCAAGAGGGGACUUCCAGCUGCACGGUUACAAACGAUAUUUAAUAAGUUUGAUGAAGCACGCAACUCUGGGAAUAUGGUUUUAAGCAGCGUUCCGGAUAAAAGCUUUGAAGAUGAUGAGUCUGUGGAUGGGAACAGGCCCUCAUCAGCCCAGCCUGCGUUCAAGGUCCCUGCGCCCAAGAAGCCUGGCAAUCCUAGCAGCAGCUCCAGGAAACCGGGCUCAGCAACUGGGAAGUUAGGAGGUCUGUCAAAGGAGGGAACUGGGGCAAUUGAUGAAGAUGACUUUUUCAAGGCCUUCACCGACGUGCCCACAGUUCAGAUUUAUUCCACCAGAGACCUUGAGGACAAUCUUAACAAAAUCAGGGAAAUCCUUUCAGAUGACAAGCAUGACUGGGAUCAGAGAGCCACUGCGCUCAGGAAGUUCCGUUCGUUGUUGAUUGCCGGGGCUGCAGACUAUGACUGUUUUUACCAGCAUCUGCGAUUGUUGGAUGGAGCGUUUAAACUGUCAGCUAAGGACCUGCGCUCCCAGGUGGUUAGGGAAGCCUGCAUCACUGUCGCAUAUCUUUCCUAUGUGCUGGGAAACAAGUAUGACCAUGGGGCAGAAGCCAUUGUGCCUGUUUUGUUCAAUCUGAUUCCCAACUGUGCCAAGGUUAUGGCAACGUCUGGUGUGUCAGCAAUCAGAUUCAUCAUACGGCAUACCCAUGUUCCAAGGUUGAUUCCUCUAAUAACCAGUAACUGUACGUCUAAAUCGGUUGCAGUCAGAAGGCGAGGCUAUGAUUUCCUUGAAUUGUUACUACAGGAGUGGCAAACACAUUCCUUAGAAAGACAUGUCGCUGUUCUGGUGGAUAGCAUUAAGAAGGGGAUCUGCGAUGCUGAUGCCGAGGCCAGAGUGGAAGCAAGAAAGGCUUACUGGGGUUUGCGGAAUCACUUUCCAGUAGAGACGGAGGCCCUGUAUAACUCACUGGAGCCGUCCUACCAAAAGACCCUGCAGUCCUGCCUGAAGAGCUCUGGCAGCGUGGCCUCGCUCCCCCAGUCCGACCGCUCCUCCUCCAGCUCGCAGGAGAGCCUCAACCGGCCUUCAUCGAAAUGGUCAGGAUCGGGCGCUUCUGUUGCACCAGGAAGAGUAUCUGCAAGUAAGAAGGCGGCCCCGACCCCAGGAUCCCUGCAGCGUUCAAGGAGUGACAUCGAUGUCAACGCGGUGGCUGGUGCCAAAUCUCGACAGGCAGGUGGAGCAGGCCGCUUGACAGCCUCCGGCCUUCCACCAGGCUCCUAUGCCUCCUUAGAUGAUGCAUCUGAAAAAACGGAUGGCCGGGUUCGCACAAAGCUGUCCGCAGCCUCUGGUGGGAUUGCAAGCAGUCAGGUAGACUCCCGGGGACGCAGCCGGACAAAAGUGGUUUCUCAGUCUCAACGUUCAGAAUUGCCAGAAAGUAACCCAGGAUCACAGUCAGCUAACCCCAUUGGUGCUGGCAGUCGCUCAGGCUCUCCUGGCAGAGUUCUGACAAGCACUGCACUGAGUACCAUGAGCAGCGGAGUCCAAAGAGUGCUGUUCAGUGCGGGCUCCGCACAGAAGCGCAGCAAGAUCCCUCGCAGUCAGGGCUGCAGCAGAGACUCCAGCCCAACGCGUCUCUCCGUAGCACCGUCAAGCCAUCAGCAAAUCUACAAUGGCGGAGGUAGAGGAGCGCGAGGCAGCCGCAUUCCUCGUCCUAGUAUGAGUCAGGGCUGUAGCCGGGAGGCCAGCCGAGAAAGCAGCAGGGACACAAGCCCUGUCCGCUCUUUCCAGCCCCUUGUUUCCAGACACCACUCCAGGUCCACAGGUGCUCUCUACACCCCUGAAGUUUUUGGGGCUGCAGGUUCUGGGUAUGGGAUCAGUCAGUCAAGCAGACUGUCCUCCUCGGUGAGCGCCAUGAGGGUUCUCAACACAGGCUCUGAUGUGGAGGAGGCGCUAGCAGAUGCAUUGCUGUUAGGAGACAUAAGGAGCAAGAAGAAGCCUGCGAGGAGGAGGUAUGAAUCCUAUGGAAUGUACUCGGAUGACGAUGCCAACAGCGACGCCUCCAGUGCCUGUUCAGAGCGUUCCUACAGCUCCCGCAACGGCAGCAUCCCCACCUACAUGCGGCAGACCGAGGAUGUGGCAGAGGUCCUGAACCGCUGUGCCAGCUCCAACUGGUCCGAGAGGAAGGAAGGACUCCUGGGACUGCAGAACCUGCUCAAGAACCAGAGAACGCUGAGCCGUGUUGAAUUGAAAAGGCUGUGUGAAAUCUUCACUAGAAUGUUUGCAGACCCGCACAGCAAGGUGUUCAGUAUGUUCCUGGAAACACUGGUCGACUUUAUUCACGUCCACAAAGAGGACCUGCAGGACUGGCUGUUCGUAUUGCUAACACAGCUCCUGAAGAAAAUGGGUGCAGAUUUGCUUGGCUCUGUGCAGGCUAAGGUCCAGAAAGCACUAGAUAUUACCAGAGAGUCGUUUCCAAAUGAUCUCCAGUUUAACAUUUUGAUGCGAUUCACAGUGGACCAGACUCAGACACCUAACUUGAAGGUGAAAGUUGCGAUACUGAAGUACAUUGAGACGCUGGCUAUGCAGAUGGAUCCCGGGGACUUUGUUAACUCCAGUGAAACCCGACUGGCCGUCUCGCGAAUCAUCACCUGGACUACUGAGCCCAAGAGCUCUGACGUCAGGAAGUGUUCAGGCAGCGUUACCAUGGACGUCGCAGAACCCCAAAAAACAAAUAUUGAGGACGGCGGGGGGGCAACUGCAUAUAAAGCCGCGCAGGUUGUGUUGAUUUCUUUGUUCCAACUCAACACCCCAGAAUUCACUAUGCUGCUGGGAGCUUUACCAAAAACAUUUCAGGAUGGUGCAACCAAACUACUUCAGAACCAUCUUUGGAACAGCGGAAACACUGCCCAGGCUCCCACAGGUAGCCCACUGACUCGCCCUACACCACGCUCCCCAGCCAACUGGUCCAGUCCCCUCACCUCUCCGACAAACACGUCUCGGAACACUUUGUCACCAAGUGCAUUUGACUAUGAUACAGAAAAUAUGAACUCAGAAGACAUCUACAGCUCUCUCCGUGGCGUGACAGAAGCCAUUCAGAACUUCAGCUUCCGCAGUCAGGAAGACAUGAACGAGCCGGUCAAAAGGGACUUGAAAAAAGACGGAGACAGAGAAGCUGGUGGGAUGGGAAGUGCCUUUCCUGACCUGCGAGGUGGUGGUGAUGCACCAGACACAGGCCGUACAGCCCUGGACAACAAGACUUCACUCCUCAACACCAUGCCUCUACUGCACUCCAGCCCACGCAGCCGCGAUUACAACCCCUUCAACUACUCAGACUCUUUCAACAAGUCCAACCUCAAGGAGGCCAUGUUUGACGACGAUGCAGAGCAGUUUCCUGAAGACAGUAAUCUGGACCAGUCAGAGCUGGUGGGCGAGCUGCUGAAAGAGCUGUCCAAUCACAACGAGCGUGUGGAGGAGCGGAAGGCGGUCCUGUGUGAACUCAUGACACUCAUCCGGGACAACCUGCUUGUGGUGUGGGACGAACACUUUAAAACCAUCCUCCUGCUGCUGCUGGAGACACUCGGGGACAGAGAGCACACUAUCAGAGCCUUGGCUUUGCGAGUGUUGAAAGAAAUCCUCAACAGACAGCCAGCGAGAUUCAAGAACUAUGCAGAGCUGACCAUCAUGAAGACUCUAGAGGCACAUAAAGAUCCACACAAGGAGGUGGUACGAGCUGCAGAAGAAGCUGCUUCGAUGCUGGCGACAUCCAUCAGUCCAGAUCAGUGUAUAAAAGUGCUCUGCCCCAUUAUCCAGACAGCAGACUACCCCAUAAACCUGGCUGCUAUCAAGAUGCAAACAAAAGUCAUUGACAGAGUCUCAAGAGAGACCUUAAACCAGCUCCUGCCAGAGAUUGUCCCAGGUCUAGUGCAGGGCUACGACAAUUCAGAGAGCAGUGUUCGCAAAGCCUGCGUGUUCUGUCUGGUUGCUAUCCAUGCAGUCAUUGGCGAUGAGCUUAAACCCCACCUAAACCAGCUCACCGGCAGCAAGUUGAAGUUGUUGAACCUGUACAUUAAGAGAGCACAGACAGGGAGUGGCGGCAGCGACCCGACGUCAGACAUCCAGAGCUAGUGAAGACCAGCACCGGCAACUGGAUCAGCGAGGGGAAGCGAGACUCAGCCACUUAACACGAAGAGAAAUCAUUUAAAGCACAUCCUCGCCCAUCAGAGUUAUUGUUUUCAGUUACAUUACUGGAUGGAUUUCCCUUAAGCCUGCAUGUUAACUGUUGCACUAAAAGUUAUUUUGAAAUGCAGGGGGUUACAGUAUUAGUUUCAAAUGAUAAAGGUAAAAGGAGAUAAACAGUAAAUAAAAACUAAAAUAAGAAUUGAAAGAAAUAAUUCAAUCCUGUUCAUCUUUUUUUUUUUUCAUGCGAGUCUUCCCUUUUACCAAUGUUACAAUUUUCUAAAUAAAAUAAAAGAAUGCUUUAAGCUUUUUAAAUUGUUUGGCUUUUAUCUGGCUGCAUAUGAAGUCGCCUAUUUUUAAAGUGGUUCAGGAACAAAAGCACUUUGACACAAAAGUUAUCAUUGCUGUAGUAACUGCUAGAACCAGGCUUCACCUCCGGAAUUGGAGCAUCCUGUGGUAAUGGCACAUGCUCUUUAGGAGGGAGGGAGUAGAAAAUAUUGAUUGGCGACACAAUCAGCCAGUUCACUUUUAUUCCCAAACCAAGAGUGUGUUGAUCAAAAGUUUAGGGGAGCUAAUACAAGCUAUCAGCAGGUAAUAGCCCAUCACUGGAUUAGUAGUUGAAUCUGUUUUGGGAGUUACUGCUUUACUGAAUGGACAUAUGCCAGACCUGCGAGUAUAGUUUACCCAAGCAGGAAGCUUCGGAGUGGAAUCCUUUGCACAGACACCCCCAGUAUGUUCUGCAUAUGCUUUGUUAAAUCGCCUGUCUUUCAUAGAACAUUAUUGUCAGUGCUUUAUCAAUAGCUUUAUGCACUUUGGUGGUAAGUCAGCUUCUGUUUUGGUGGAAACAGGGACAUAUUUUUAUAAUUAGUUCUUUUUAAUGGGUUUAUUGGUAUCAUAGCUAUGUUCCCACUAGCCGCUCGCCAGCAAAAUGUUUUCAUGUGUGGCUCAAUUAAUUUUCACCACGUUUGCCACAGUUGUGAAGGCUUUGAAAAAUGUAGUUGUGUAAGACUGUGCCAGCAGGAUUACUUUGAACGUGUGCUGGUAGAUGAAUCAAUACAGACUGUUUGUUUCAUUUCGUUUCACCCAAUAAAAGCCAUUUAGCUUGAUUUGCGUAUGACUGUGAUAGACACAGUCGGUGUUUGCUAUCUCUUUUAAAAUAUGAUGAAUAUAGUUUAGAAAUAGUAACAGAAUGGUUCCAAGAAGAUUCGGAAGAGGAACAAUUAAUAAAAGAAUAAACAUUUAUUAUUUUAAAAAGGAUUUGUUUCGCUAUGAUUUAUUGAUUUUUAAUGUCGGAAUCAGUGCAAUAUUACUGCAGUAGUCCCAGGUGAAAGAAACAUGGUAAAAAAAACUUUUUAAACAGUCAUGGCUGAACAGUCCUGCUUAAUGUUACAAGCUUGUGUAACUAGAGCUGCUGCUGGUCAGGGAGGCAUUUAUAUUAACAUACUUACAGCACUGUAUAUUGGCAGUUUCAUUUACCGUUAUGCAGUGGAAAGUAAACCGUGACACCAUCAAAGUAAUGUAAAGGGGCAGCAUAUGAAUAUCUGCAAAGAUUUUAGCAAAUCUGCAAGCACGUUUUGUCAUGUGGGACUGAGUUUGUCAUUGAUUAAAUGGGAGUCAGUGCACUUUUAAAUAUACUGCUUAUGUGUCAGUAAAGGGUAGGGUCUGGCAUUUAAACAUCUAUAUUUUCAAAUAAAGUACAUUUUUUUGUCUUGCUGAAACAGUAUGUUUCUAACCAGUUUAUACUAAAUGUUUAUACUUUAUAUAAACAAAUGUCCACAAAAAUCAUGUAGUAAAAUGUUAUUAUUUUAGCUUUGUGAAGUUGUAAAAGGCAGACGGUACCUAUAUUAUGAAUUCUACCAGUGACAGUGUAUUGCUUGUAUGUCAUUCAGUCUUGCAUUGGAAGCUGAAAAGCUCACCUAUAUUAUUUGUGUUUAGGAAACCUGUGGCAAGUGUGGUGUUUAGGGGAGAGGAGACAGUUGUAGUCAAUAUGUUUAUUGUAUUGUGUACAAUAAAACAGUUUUUCGGUUUUCUUUAAUAUUCUUUGGUGUGGCUUAAGUUUUUGCAGUGUGGCUAAAAAUGGUUGUUACUUUAGCCACAGUGGCUAACUAAAUGAAAAUCUUAAAGGGAACGUAGCAUAGUAUGACAGUCCUUAAAAUUUCAUUUUGUCACAGAGCCAACCAAAGAAAUGGAGGAAAUGAGAGGGGUGCGUAGGGGGAGUCCAGUGGUGGUCUGAUAAUGAUAUGUUCUCUUAUUACUAGUUGUUGCUUGUUUGAUCCUAAUUGUGAAGUACAGCAUUGUACAUCGAAUUUGAGUUGCACAACCAAAGGCAUACAGUAGAAUUACUAUCCAGGCAAUGCUUAAUACAGAAGGGAAGCCAUAAAAAGAGCAGUCCUGUAUGGUGUACUCUAGCUCUCUGUGAUCUUUUGGUUUAACUAGUAUUCUGUUUGAAUCUUUGAGUUCUAUAACAGCAGACUUCUAAACGUUUACCCAACUUGCUUCUACGCUUAAAAAAAAAAAAAAAAAACCUUUCUCUUCGUUAACGUUUGCUAACAGUGAGCCGAGAUGCUACUUUUGCACUUAAUGUCAUUUCCGUUAUAGGGGGGUGAUUCUGAUGGUGUAUAGGUGGAGCCGGAUAUUGGCAAUAUUCUUUUUUUUGUAAAAAAAAAUAAAAUAAAAAAUACAUAAAUAAAUACAAUACAAUAGAACAAAAGCAAGCAGUUAGUGUGGCAAGUGAGUCCAGCUGAGAAAAGGAGUGUGUUGAUAUGGUUGCUUUGCUCUUGCAAAAGUAGUCUCCUUUUUUCUUUAAUGAGAAAUUAGUAGAAAUGUAUUUAAAGACCUGAAAAGGCAAACAUUGUGUCAUUUGUCACUCUUUUGUUUUAUAUAGCAGCUGCGUCAGAAAGCUGUGUACGUUUUUUGCUUUCUUUUUUUUGUGUGACAUUCUAGUUGUUUCCCACUGUUCUGUUACUUUUGUGUAUUUAUAGAUCUGUGCUUACAGUUGUGCAUAUAGCUUCAAUAAAACUGUACAUAACAUUACCUGAAAAAUGAAA
Acipenser ruthenus (sterlet) is the source of this 8474-nucleotide messenger RNA. RefSeq names its product CLIP-associating protein 2-like. Gene Ontology annotation, biological process: mitotic spindle assembly. Gene Ontology annotation, molecular function: microtubule binding. Lineage: Eukaryota; Metazoa; Chordata; Actinopteri; Acipenseriformes; Acipenseridae. Bases 634 to 5376 code for a protein of 1580 amino acids. The transcript is spliced from 43 exons. Gene Ontology annotation, cellular component: mitotic spindle; microtubule organizing center; cytoplasmic microtubule. The record is from RefSeq and is a predicted model, not a curated record.